Molecule: messenger RNA, 1237 nt
Organism: Drosophila rhopaloa
Lineage: Eukaryota; Metazoa; Arthropoda; Insecta; Diptera; Drosophilidae
Product: mitochondrial ornithine transporter 1
Biological process (GO): mitochondrial L-ornithine transmembrane transport
Molecular function (GO): L-ornithine transmembrane transporter activity
Source: RefSeq, a predicted model, not a curated record
CAAAGGCAAAAACAACGGCUGGCUGAGCAGGCCGAUCAGUGUGAAAUCGACGCUGAGGGCCGUACGCGACGGUCUGCUGUUCGUGGUCGGCGGAUUCCUGCGUUUCGUUCGACGCCUAGACAUGCACGGCGGCGGUACCGGCAACAACAUCAACUUCGUCGAGGGGCUGAUCGACUUCCUGGCAGGCUCCAUUGGUGGGGCCGCCCAGGUAUAUGUCUCGCAGCCCCUCGACACGGUCAAGGUCAAGCUGCAGACCUUCCCGGAGGUGUACCGCGGCAUGUGGGACUGCUUUGUGAGCACCUACCGCAAGGAUGGCUUCAUGCGCGGCCUGUACGCCGGAUCCGUUCCGGCCGUAUUCGCCAACGUGGCGGAGAACUCCGUGCUGUUCGCUGCCUACGGCGGUUGCCAGAAAUUCGUCGCCUUCUUUGUCGGCAAGGAGACCUCCAGCGAGCUGACCACCGUGGAGAACGCCUGUGCCGGCUCCCUGGCCGCCUGCUUCUCCACCCUCACCCUCUGCCCCACCGAGCUGAUCAAGUGCAAGCUGCAGGCGCUGCGCGAGAUGAAGCACUUCGUGGAGCCCGCCCAUCCGGAGGACAUGCGCACGCCCUGGACGCUAACGCGGUACAUCUGGCGAACGGAGGGCAUUCGAGGGUUCUAUCGGGGUUUGAGCUCCACAUUUAUCCGCGAGAUGCCCGGCUACUUCUUCUUCUUUGGCAGCUACGAAGGCACACGCGAAUUAUUGCGAAGGGAGGAUCAAACUAAGGAUGAAAUCGGACCUGUGCGGACCAUGAUCUCCGGUGCCAUUGGAGGCGUCUGUCUGUGGACAUCGACGUUUCCGGCGGACGUGAUCAAGAGCCGCAUCCAGGUGAAGAACCUAAACGAGAGCAUGUUCGCCGUGGGGGCGGACAUAGUCCGGCGCGAGGGUGUCCUGGCACUCUACCGCGGCCUUCUGCCCUCCGUCCUGCGCACCAUUCCGGCGACGGCCACCCUGUUCGUGGUCUACGAGUACACCAAGCGGGCGAUGAGCUCCACCCUCUGACGACCCCUUCCUCCAGCGGGUAACGAAUGGAUCCCGGAGCGAGACGCAGUGCUAGUAGUUGUGGGCUUUUGGCGCGUGGCCGCGGGCGGUCAUCAUUAAAUAUUCGAUAAUUAUUCCUAUUUUUUCUAGAUAAAUAAUAGAUCGUAGUGUUGUGCCUGUACAAUGUUCAGAUAAUGCUAAUGACUGACUAAUAUCCAA